GAUCGACAAAAUCUGAAUGCGAAAAUAACAAAAUAGAAGUACAGUGGGAGGGAGAACAGUGUGUAGCCUACAAGGCAGGUUAGCUAGCUAUAUAUGUUCACAUCCUAUUCGAUUGGAUAUUGACAUUGCAUGCAUCGCGGUGACAGGCAAAAUAUAAGGAGAUGCGUUUUUAUUUACGAUUGCACACAAUUCCUACAACAAGAAAGAGUUUGACAUGAAAGUGAACCGCUAGCUAACCAGCGAAAGUGUGGCACUGUAUUUUAGGCUACUGUCUGAAAAUAAACUGGAAGAUGACAGACAUCGGACUGUAUGGAUAACUGUCCAUGGAGAUAAUCUAAUUCGCUUUUAUAUGGAUUUUAGACCAACUACAAAUAGAGGAUUUCUUAUUUGAAAAGCUUUGAUCAGCUGUCAUGGCCAACAUAAAGUCGCGCAGUGAGUCUGAGGAUGAAGAUCUACACUCCACAGAUCCUGAGAGUAAGGACAAGAGCAAAGACAAGAAGAUACUGUGCAAAGGCAAAUGGUCUCGCGAUGAGGACGAGAGGCUGAAGAAGUUAGUGGAGCAGCAUGGAGCAGACUCCUGGAAAUUAGUAGCUAAUAAUUUUCAAGGUAGGACAGAUGGCCAGUGUCAGCACCGCUGGCAGAAGGUGCUCAACCCAGAGCUGGUGAAAGGACCCUGGACAAAAGAGGAGGAUCAGAAGGUGAUUGACCUGGUUCAUAAAUAUGGCCCCAAGCGCUGGUCUGUGAUUGCCAAGCACCUGCAGGGGCGGAUCGGGAAGCAGUGCCGUGAGCGCUGGCACAACCAUCUGAACCCUGAGGUGAAGAAGUCCUCCUGGACCCAGGAAGAGGACAGCAUCAUCUACCAGGCCCACAAACGCCUGGGCAACCGCUGGGCCGAGAUCUCCAAGCUGCUGCCUGGAAGGACAGACAACUCCAUCAAGAAUCACUGGAACUCCACCAUGAGGAGGAAAGUGGAGCACGAGGGGUAUCUCCAGGAGGGCUGCAGGGGAUUCAGCUCAGAGAAUGGGGGGUUGAAGCGACGCCACCACAGACCCUGUGUCCCCCAACUAGACACCCCCCACGGUGGGCACAGCCCUCUGGGCAUAGCUGGACCAACUCAGCUUGGGGGUUACCUCUAUAGCCCUCACUGUGGCCAGCUGAUGGACAGCCUCCCAGACUCCUCCAGCUACUUAUUGCCGUCCUGCCAUGAUGAUCCAGACAAAGAGCAGAGAAUUAAGGAGCUUGAGCUGCUGCUUAUGUCAGCAGAGACCGAGGUCCGGAGACAGGCCCAGUGCCGAGGCCCAUGUAGUGUGGAGCAUUACUCCAGCUGGGCAGACAGUGUGUCAGAUGACACCAUGACCACCAGCAGCAGCAGUCUGGAGGAUCAGAGUGAGGGAGGCUGGAGGGGGGCAGAGGAAGGCCAAGGGCCACCAGUUCAGCGCCAUGUCUCCCCCAGUAAGUUCCUGGCUGUGGAGGCUAGUUCUGUGCUCUCCACCCUGCAGACCAUCCCCGAGUUCGCAGAGACCAUGGAGCUCAUCGACUCGGACCCUAUGACAUGGAGCGAGGCGGCCAGCUUUGACAUGUCUGAGGCGACGACUCCCCCGAAACAAACACAGGGGAGCUACGCACCCCAGGGGAGGACCACAGAGGGGAUGAGGUAUACCAACGACAUCUCAACAAAGCACUGUGCCCCCAUUGGUCAGCGGAAAGUCCAUACCCCAAACAACGUGCCCAGACCAGGCCUGCCGUCCCUGGGGAUGAAGAAGAGGACAGAGAGGGUGGACCAGUCCCCUGUUAGGAGCCGUGCGUCCUUCUUAGAGUCACCCAGCAUCAACUCGCCCAAGAACACCCCCACAAAAGCACGGCCUUUCACCCUCUCCCAGUUCUUCAACACAUCAGGAGGAGAGCAUCUGAGCCUGGACAACCCUGCUCUGACCUCCACCCCGGUCUGUGGCCAGAACUAUCUCCUCAACACACCCUUCCAGAAAGAGACCACGCCCAAACACCAGAAAGAGACCACGCCCAAACACCAGAAAGAGACCACGCCCAAACACCAGAAAGAGAAUAUGGGUUUCAGGACCCCUAAGAUUCAUAAGACCAUAAUGGUUCCGACUCCCAGAACUCCUACUCCGUUUAAGAACGCCCUGGCCGCCCAGGAGAAGAUGCAUGGGCCGCUAAAGAUGGUGCCCCAGCCCCUGGCCUUUCUGGAGGAAGAUAUCAGGGAGGUGCUGAAGCAGGAGAUAGGAUCAGACAUCUUCACCAGAGAACCACAACCAGACUUCAGGACAUGGAAACAUGAUGUGGAUGGGCCAGCCAGGAAGGUGCGUAAGUCCCUGGUGCUGGACUCCUGGGGGAAAGACUGUCUUAACGUCCAGCUAUACCAGGACCAGCUCAAUAACGCACUGGUCCCAGAGGAGAGUUUGUUAACCAGCUCCUUAUUGAUGACCCCACUCCCGGAGAGAGACAGAGAGGAGCGCCCCUGCCCCCCCUCGUCUGGGAAGGAGGGGUCCUGCGGCCCCCGGCGCCACCUUCCCAGCCCCCGCAAGAGGAAGAACCCCCCCUCGGUCAGAAUUUCCCACCACGAUUCACCUGGACAGGUCAGCAACCAGUGGGAAGCAGUGGUUUAUGGGAAGACGGAGGACCAGCGGAUUAUGACAGAGCAGGCCCGGCAGUACCUGAGUAGCACCUACACGUCCACCGGCUGCACCUCGAGGGCGCUUGUGCUCUGAGACCUACGUCCUCACACACUACAUCUGUCCACGCUCCUUCUCAUAAUGACUCUUAACAUACUUAGACAAUCUGGUGUAGAUCUACUCAAAUCAUUUAGACAUUUGUGUAUUGAUAAGAUCGGUAACUGAACACUCAAGUGUAACACAGAAUACUUUACAGAAAAGGUAAGACUGUUGUUUUUCCGGGUCACACUGCCCGGUUGUCAUAAAUUGCUUUGUUUGUCUUUUGAAUACCACCAGCCGUUGACCUCCUAGCCAUGUAACAGGGUUGUACAAUACUCGAUUUCCUGCACUAGUUUAUAAUGUGUUAAAACUGAACAACCUGCACAUACAGUAAGUAGCAAGCUGUAGAAAUAGUUUUUGUAUUACUACUGUAGCAGUGACUGCUUAUGAGUUUCAUAUUGUUAAUAUAUUGUUUAAACAAAAAUGAAAAAAUACAUUUUAUGAUGUAACAUUACAUGUAUAUGUAUAUUCAGCUUGUUUGUAGAACUACCCUGUACUGCUAAACCUGUUGUUGUGAAGUCUUGAGAGAGAAAGAGAGGAUAGAGAGAGAGCUGUCAGUAUUGCACUACUGAGUAGGGGUUGGCUGCAGAGAAACGGUCAGUGUUGAGGAGGUAACUGGAUAGUACAAUGAAGUUUCCAUUCCAAGGCCAUACUUCCCUUUAGCAGUCUCAAAUUGAGACUUUUGUUGAAUGUAUUUCAUAGCUUGAAACUGCGAAGAAACUCAAAAUGGAAGGGUACCUUUUUUGUUCAUUUGUUUGUUUUUAUCUUAUUUUAUUUAUUAUCUGUUCUCUAAAACUUAGAUAUUAAUAUAAGUGUAAAUUGAACACAAAGUUUCCAUUGAGAAAUGUACCUUUGCUGACAGACAGUCUAAAACCCUUCUGAAACCCUUUGACCUAUAAGGUCAGUUCUACCACACUGAACCUAGAUCAGAAUCCAGUUGUCAUGUUUGGUACAGACACAUAGCGCUCAUGUCAUCAGUGUGCUAAAGCAAGCAUUUUAGUUGAGGUUCUAUUUAUUCAAUGUUUACUAAUUUAUUUAUUUCAAAAAAAUUGAAAAAUAAAUGAUCAAAUAAUGAUAUUUUCUUUCUAUCAGAAAAAGGAUUGGGCUACCUUUCAACUCAUUUCUACGAAUUAGACAUAACAAGCGAACAUGCACUACCACUAAUCUCUUUCAUUCAGUCAUUGUUUUAACUAUCCGAUUUAGUUAAUAACCAUUGUAUCGUGACAUCACCGAGUUGUUGAUAUUGGUAGAACAGUUUCCCCUGGAAUCAGAGUUGCUUUGUAUUCUCCAUAGGUAGUAGCAGGAUUCCGUCUCCAACCUCUAAUAGACAAAUUGCACUUUUCUCAUCGUUUAAGUGUUGUUUUGUUCAUUUGUUUGUGUGUGUUUUGUUUGUUUCAUUUAUUUAAAUCUAGUGCCAUUGGAUGAAUGUGUCACUGCAUGUGACUAUUAAACACUGACAUACAGAUGUAAAGACAGAGCUGUUUAAAAUCCAUUGUUUAUAAGUAAUAAUUACAAGUACAACACAAGAUAUUCAACAUACAAUGAAAGAUGAAGCUUUUACGUCUUUAUGUGACAAUGCGGUCUUCUAUGGCUCUGAUUGGUUGCCUAAUAGGGAUGCAGCAGAGUAUCUAUGGACCCUGUGGUGAUGGUGGGUGUCAUUUGUUCCGACAGUCUUCCAGCUGUUUAGAAUCUAGAUUAUAAUGGGGAUUACCCAGCAUUAAGUGUGUUUGAGAAUAAGAAGGGAAUCUCCUCAGGAGAGAUCAAGUGGAAAGAUCAUGUAUGUUCACCCUCUCUGAACUCCACAGAACCACACUUUCUUUCUUAUUUUCCGACAUCUAACAGCUCCAGUAAAUAUGGAUAUAUGGUUGUUCUCUGUUCCGUCGGUUGGUUUGACUUCAGUAUGUUUGGUUUGUAGCAUGUUUGUACGUAACACUUGGACAUCUAACCCUCGGUUAUAAGGGAAUUGAGUAUAGUUAUAGUAGCAGUUGUUGUCAUAAUCAAGCAUGAACAAUAAGCAAUACGUUGAACUGUUCAGUGAUCAUGUUUUUACUACAACUACAAUAAUCACAGACGUAACACGUCCAUUAUGUCAUUGUCAAAGUUUACUGUUGAAAUCAUAACCAGGUACCAUAGAAUUCCCGCCAACUGCCAUUGUAACCAUGUACUUAAUAUGUAAUAAUAAUAAAAUGUUAUUGC
Oncorhynchus masou masou (cherry salmon) is the source of this 4925-nucleotide messenger RNA. RefSeq names its product myb-related protein A-like. Gene Ontology annotation, molecular function: RNA polymerase II cis-regulatory region sequence-specific DNA binding; DNA-binding transcription factor activity, RNA polymerase II-specific. The transcript is spliced from 17 exons. Bases 411 to 2726 code for a protein of 771 amino acids. Gene Ontology annotation, cellular component: nucleus. The record is from RefSeq and is a predicted model, not a curated record. Gene Ontology annotation, biological process: regulation of DNA-templated transcription. Lineage: Eukaryota; Metazoa; Chordata; Actinopteri; Salmoniformes; Salmonidae.